Messenger RNA from Anthostomella pinea, 1398 nucleotides. NCBI's taxonomy places the organism in Eukaryota, Fungi, Ascomycota, Sordariomycetes, Xylariales, Xylariaceae. The record is from the annotation of a GenBank genome assembly.
AUGACCACAUCCCCUCUCGCCCAGACGAUGCCUACGAGCCCUCUACCCACGGCCUCUUCUUCUACGGCCAGUAACGGAACCGUUAUCGUUUUCCCGCCUGUGAUCGUUGGUGGCGGCGGCGGCGGCGGUGGUGGUGGAGUUGUUCCAACAAUACCGCCAGGUCCUCCAGGUGGUGGCGGAAGAGGUGGUGGUGGCGGAGGUGGUGUUGUCCCAACCAUACCUCCAGGUCCUCCAGGUGGUGGCGGUGGUGGAGGUGGAGGUGGAGGUGGUGACCCGACACGCGGUCCCCCUCCUCCCCUGACAGGUCCCCCUCCUCCCCCGACAGGUCCCCCUCCUUCCCCGACAGGCCCUUCCCCGACGACAGGUCCUUCACCGAUGGCACCGCCUCCAGGCAGCAACGAUCCCACAAUGGCUCCCCAAUCUACCACUGCUUCUCCGUCAUGUGAGCCAGUUGCCACUGAGCCCAGUACAACUGAUACCUCGACAUCGACCUCGACCUCGACCUCUACCUCUACCACCACUACGCAGGCGCCCGUAUGCACUGGUCUUACGGAUUUCUCUAGGUUGUUGGUAGAGGUCAACGGUGAGCAAUACUACGUUCCCUCGACCAUUAAAGCUAAUUCGCUUUACCUUAUCCUCGAUGAUGCCGCGGGCACUGAGCUCACAAUCGAUUCAAUUAUGGUUAAGGUUGGCGAUUCCGCGUUCAACGUCCCGAAGGCACUGCCCGCUUCACCUUCUGUUGUUUCUCAGGGAGGAAAUACGGUCACCUUCCUGCCGAGGCCAUUGCCCACACCUGUGCUCAAGGACGGGGACGCAGGUAGCACUUACGGCAAACAAGUUGCCGAAGACUAUAUCAGCUUCAGCAAAGAAAUGGCUGACCCAAUCGCCAAACUGCUCUCUGCCACAUUCAACUUCUUCGCCCGAUACGACGCAAAUGGCAACGACACGACAGUUUUAGGCUCCGACGACGUCGCUUUGGAACUCCUGCAGGUGACCGGUGGGAACGUGUCAUCGAGUUUCGCCGAUGCUCGUCAAGAGGCCUGGGAGGGUUUCCUACUGCAAGUGCUGAACCUUGACGAACCCGAGGAUGAUGAUAACCCCGAUGACGACACUGAUGGCGAUGAAAAUGGCGGCGAUUCUUGCGACGCCCAGGGCGGCCUUGAUCUUCCACCACCCCCGCCCGACACGACUCCUCCGGCCCCCGGGGCGGCGGAGUAUAUCAACUCGACUUAUGCCGACCUGCCGGGCAUCCAGAACCUUUGCGAGCGGGCCCCGUGGAGAAAUGAAAACCUGAUGAACAUCGCCCGGUUUCUAUCGCGACCCAACAGGGCUGCUUCCUCUGCACUGAUCGCACAUCUCCAGAAACACAGAGGUGAUUACAUGAACAAUAUGAUCUAG